AUGACUGAGUGGAAGGAAAUAUGAUAACGAAACUAUGAGGAUUGUAUAAAGCUAUUCCACUGGGUCAAUUCAACAUUAUCAUCACCAACACCAGAUGAGCAGCUGUCAUUUUAUUCAAGCACAGGAUGUACUACAGGAAUACUUUCAGAAAGGGAAAGUACAUGCUGCUUUAAAGAAGGCAAAUCUUGAGGAUGAAAUUAUUGAGGUCUUAAAACAUUAUAAGGAAGAAAUGGAAAAGCUUUAUCCUAUUUUGCGGCUACUCAAAACAGCAACUUCUGAAUUUGCUCUACACCGAGAACUGAUGAAAGUCAUCGACGAUUUCUUGGACCAACAGAAGCAAAAUUUGGCUGCAUAUCGAGAACAACGAGAAAGCGAACUGGAAGAGAUUUGGAACUUCGUUGAAGUCGCAGAUGCCCAUAGUGAUGAGCUGUAACGUUUUCUGGGUUUGCUUUAAAAUGUGUGACUUCUUAGUUUUACAGUCUGCUUUUGUGUGAAAUCAUGAAAAAUCUUUCACAAUAUUGUUAAAUUUUAUAUUAGUGUUAAGGGAGUGGGUGUAAUGUUUUUGCUAUUUUUGUCCAUCAAUUGUUCUGUGUACAUUAAAUGUGCAAUUAUAAAGAUCAACAUAAAAUUUAGAACUAUAAUGAUUAGCUGUUAAGAUUUAAUUCCAAUACUUUGACAUUAACAAGUUCCCCAGUCAGCAGCUGAUAUAAAAGAAUAUCCACAUCUAAAUCUUACAACUUAGAGUGGUAUUAUUCUUUUUUAUUAUUGUUGUUUUUGCAGAUUCAUUUGGGAUAUCAAGGUAUUGCUGUUCUUGACCUGCAGUGACAUUAUCUUUUAAUCUCUUUGGAAAUAUAGAAUUAAAAAGAAAACUUUCAGUAAAAAUACAUUUGUUCAGUCAUCUUAUUUUGCCAUUCUGAGUUAAGAAAGCUAAAACUCUCUUUGUAAUCUACAAACACUCUCUCACCAAAGUACACAUCUUGUGACCAAUGGAAAAGGACAGUUCAAAAUUAUGAAGGUUCUGGUUUGGAAGCAGAGGAUUUUGGUUCUGAAGGAGAAAAGUG
Molecule: messenger RNA, 1061 nt
Organism: Menidia menidia (Atlantic silverside)
Lineage: Eukaryota; Metazoa; Chordata; Actinopteri; Atheriniformes; Atherinopsidae
Source: the annotation of a GenBank genome assembly